UUCAUGUGCAGGGCUUCAGAGCAAUCAGCUCCACACUGCCACAAGGCUGAGCAACAAGGACGGGAAGGUCUGUGGUAAAUAAACAUGGACACAAUUGGCAGCAUCCUUGAAAUGUGUCUCAUUGUUGACUUCUUCCGAGGAGGAAUACCUGGUGUCGGUGGAUUUAUCAAGAUAGAUAAUCUACCAGCUACCAUCACAAUAAAAGAAGACACUCCUCCAGGAGUUGCUAUCUUUAAUUUUUCAGUCAUUACAACAAGUACUGAUGUUACAUUAACUCCUCAAAUAGCAAAUACCAAUCCAGUCAACAACUUUUUUGCUAUCUCAAUUACAAGUGGCACAGACUUGGAGGUGACGGUCUCAGACAACACUGGACUGGACUAUGAAACUCAAUCCAAUUACGUCCUGCUAAUCUAUGUUACAGAUAAUAAGGGAUACUCAGAUUUCGAAACACUUACGGUUUUAUUAAGUGAUGUUAAUGAACCCCCAAGAUUCCUGGAUAACCUUGCAAAUGGAGCUGUAUAUGUUGACUUUCUGGAGAAUUUAGCGGUUGGUGCAAUUAUAUACGAAGUUCAAGCAAUUGAUCCCGACAGGAAUGACAAUAUUCUUUCCUACUCAGUGAAUUCCUCUUUGGUCACAAUUCAUCCCAGUGGGAAAAAUGGAGCAAUUCUUGUAGCAAAACCAUUUCAUUAUGAAAAAGAUUUUCACAGAUUCAUUGUAUUAGUAACUGUGAAGGACACAGUAGGUAACAGCAUCUAUGGGAUUGUGGUGGUUACUUUAAUUGACACAAAUGACCAUUGGCCAAUCUUUAAGCAAAAUGAAACAGUAUUUGAAGUCUCAGAAGAAACACCCCCAAAUUCAGUAAUUGGUAAAGUUACAGCCCAUGGUUCGGAUGAAGAUGGUGUAUUAAGCAACUUGAUUUAUGUUAUGAGUACAACAAACCAAUACUUCACCAUUAACUCAGUCACAGGUGAAUUGAUUGUAUCAGCAAUAAUUGACAGAGACAGUAAACCUUUCCGGAAUGUUCCAACCCAACAAUUUGAAGUUAUUGCUAAAGACAGCCUUUUUGGAGAGCAUGCAGCUUCAAUGACAGUGAUUGUCAUUGUAACAGAUAUCAACGAUAACCAACCCUUCUGUUUCCCACAUACACACAGCAUCCAGAUACCAGAAACAAUUGAAAAGGGUUCAACAAUUGUCACCAUAUCCUGUGAAGAUAAUGAUGUGGAUCUUGCAAACAGCCAGUUCACUAUUUCACUUCAGCCUGCUCUCCGUGCUGCUGGGAGAUUUGCACUGGAUGAGAAGAAUAAUGAUACUAUUGUGGUUAUUGGAAACUUGGACUUUGAAGCAACUGCUCAUCUCGAGGGUAACCAUGUUUACGUGAUGUCGGUAGUUGUGACAGAUAAAGCUCACCCACAUUACCAGGAUACUGUGACUGUUUAUGUCACAGUCACACCAGUCAAUGAAUUUAAUCCUUCUUUUACCCAGACGUCUUACACUUUCAACAUUUCUGAAUUCAGUGAAAUAGGAACAAAGAUUGGACAAGUGCUUGCAGAGGACAAAGAUCUUCCAGGCCUUGAACUCAUUUAUUCACUAGUAGGAGGGGGAAGCACUCUGGGCUAUAGUCAAUUAUUUUGGAUAAACCCAGCCUCAGGGGAAAUACAUCUUGUGGCUCAACCAGACUAUGAGGCAAUUGUCCAGUAUCUUCUGACAGUGCAAGCUGUUGAUAAAGACUCCAAUGAUCCAAAGGCUGCUACAGCUACUGUCACUGUUAAUAUUCUUCCGGCCAAUGAUGAACCACCUGACUGUCUUCCAAAGUUUUAUUCGAUGAUGAUUCUUGAUGACACCGCUUCGGGUACAAACAUUCAAGGGUUUCAGUUGGCCUGUACAGAUCAUGAUUCCUCCCCUCAGUCUUUCCGUUACUUCAUAACUUCAGGUAAUAUCAACAACCACUUUCAACUCUCUCCCAGUGCUGGAUCAAACAUCACUAAGCUGAUACUUGCCCUUCCUUUUGACUACACACACGGUGUUGACAAAGUCACAAAUUAUAACCUUCUAAUUCAAAUAACCGAUGAUAACCUUCUGGCUGGAAGCCGAAAGAGGAAAGUUGUACAAACAGGGAGAGUAAAGAUCAACAUCAGAGUUAUUGUCCCUACACCCAGUACUCAAGAAACCAUGACAACUCCCAAUAUUACCUAUAUCAGACUAUCGCAAAACACCUAUCAACCAGACUCCUGGUACAUACCACUCGUCAUCACUUUGGGUUGUUUAUUACUGCUUGGAAUGCUAGGAUACUUAGCAGAUAUUUACAUGAAUUACAUCCGCUCUAUACCAAAAUCAAAACUCGAGAAAAAGCCAUUGGUGGAAGAAAAAGAACCCAAGUCAAAGAAGCAACACAACGUGAUUUUGGAAAUGAUUACACACAACACAAUCUUUGAUGGAGAAGCUGUUGAUCCAGUAACAGGCAAUGUGUAUCAGUAUAACACAAACUCUGGAGCCAGACGCUGGAAGGAUACCAAGUUGCCCAUGAAAGAUUAUGGAAAUGUUCGAGAUGCAACUCCUAACUUAAUGUCCAAUAUUAACAACAAGACAAACUUUGCACAAAAUAGCAACGUGAAAGAUGUAAGUGCGGACCAGACCGAAAAUCAGAAGACUGACAAUGUCCAAACCUCCCUGAGACUAGCUUCAAAGCUCGGAAAACAAAACAAAGUCACAGGACAACUACUGGAACCACCUCAAACUCUCAAUUCUUUGUCUCAAGUUUUGCCAAAACGAGUGUAAGACAAACAUAGAAUUUUGUGAAAUAACUUAGAAUGGUUGUGUUUUAGAGUAUUUCUCAAUGCAACUUCAACUGAUAUUGGAAUCUGUCAUUUCUUUGAAAAGGCAAAAGAAUUCUACUAAAAUGUCCUGAAUGUUUGCAUAGUUUAGUCUAGACAGCUGGGUUUAGUAAGCUUGGAUUUAUUUAUGCAGUUACAGAGUCAGAAAUAUGUCAGAAGUUAAAUACUGAGAGGGCAUUCAAACCAGGGAGCAAAUAUCUGAUCUGACAAACUUCACUGUUGUUUCUUCUGAGUUGAAGCAUUUGGUAACAUAAGCAAGCAACAACAACUUGCAUUUAUGUAGCGUGUUUAGCUUAACGAAAGUAUGCUACAUUAAUUACAUCUUUUAUCAAUAUUUCUAGGUCUUCAAUUACCUUUUAAUUUAAUAGUUAGCAGAAGAAAACCUCAAUGUCAGAACAAAUCUCAAUGUGCUCCAUAUCCAUCAAUAUGUGUAAUCUCGAAUGUGUUGUUACUUUUCUUUUGUCCUCAGUACCAAGAGUGUGAUAUGUUACUCUUUUGUUUUGCAAUAGUCACAUACCUGAGGGAGAAUUUUAACUUUUUAGAAUCUGGGCACAGUGGGUGUGGGCAGUAAAUAAACAGUAAAAAAAAAGUCUU
Molecule: messenger RNA, 3425 nt
Organism: Rhincodon typus (whale shark)
Lineage: Eukaryota; Metazoa; Chordata; Chondrichthyes; Orectolobiformes; Rhincodontidae
Product: cadherin-related family member 3-like
Exons: 19
Coding region: 85-2775 (896 amino acids)
Biological process (GO): homophilic cell-cell adhesion
Cellular component (GO): plasma membrane
Molecular function (GO): calcium ion binding
Source: RefSeq, a predicted model, not a curated record